GUGCGUUACUUUCCACUACAACAAAGUACUUUCCGAUCCACAUACCCGUUCUUCCUUGGCUUUGCCCUGCACCGUCCCAUCCGAGGCCGUGCCAUUCUCUCCACCUGCUGUUCCAUCGAUAUUUGCCGGUUGCAACCCACAGGCUCUCUGUUGACCCUCCGAUCUCACACCUCCCAACUUGAUACAUCAAUCCCGUCAUGACUGCCUCGCUCCCCACGGUCAUCGACACUGCUGCCGACCAGGCUGCCGCUGUCGUCUUGAAGAAGCUCCACCACCACCCCAUCAAGAAGCUCCUGGAGCAUCGCCGCACCUACCGCCCUUACCACCCUCUGAUUUCGAUCCACGAAUCUACCACCCUCGGCGAUGUGCUGAGGACGCUCUCGGAUCAUGCCAUUCUCGCUGUCCCUGUCUACUCCAUCCCAGAGGAGGAGCCCACCGGCAAGCAGUUCACCGGUAUCAUCUCGGUCUAUGACAUUCUCGCCUGGACCGUUUUCCAGAAAAUGUUUGACGGCCUGCACGUAUCCAAGCCGUCAGCCUCCAUCGACCUGGCCUCCUUCCAGCGGAUCCAGAAGGAGCAGGCCCACUACUUCGACACCCCUGUCAAGGUCCUGGUCGGCAUGACCUCCGAGUCCGUCGACUCGUGGACUCUGCAUUCGUCUGACCCCAUUUCGUCGCUGGUCCAAAUGUUUGCGACGGGGCGCUACCACCGCUGCCUGGUCAUCGACGAGGAUGCCCUGGUGGCCUCGGCCCUCCUUGACGACGACGGGCCCGGUCCCACGGCUCCCCCAACCGGCUCGUCCAUCACCAUGAUCACCCAGACAGACGUUAUUCGGUAUCUCUACGACAUGAGAAGCUCCAUCGACGUCUCGGCCGUCGAAACCAUAUUCUCGCUGCAUGCCUCGCAGGUCGAGGAGCUUCAGAAGCGUCAGGAGGACAACAAAAAGUCCAACGGACGCCGUGUCGUCGCCGUUCCUCAGAAUGUCUCGGCCCUUGCUGCCUUCCGCAUAAUGUACGAAAACAUGGUCCGUGCCGUCCCGAUCGUUGAUCCCCACAAUCGCAUCAUCGCCAACCUGUCGGCAUCCGACCUGCGCGGCAUCACCCCAGGCAAGCUCGACCAGCUGCUCCUUCCUGUGUUCGAGUUCCUCGAGACCGGCAUCCACCGGGAGCCCAACCAGCUCAAAGCCGACCAGCUCCGCGACGUCAACAAGUCUGCCCAGCUCGGCGAGGUCAUCGAGUCGAUGAUCGAUACGGGCAUCCACCGGGUGUGGGUCACCGGCUACCGCGACAAGAUCGCCGGUGUUGUCACCAUGACCGAUGUCCUGUGCGCCUUCGUGCCGGUCAGCCAGGCGCUCGAAGAAGAGUAGUUGGCUGUGUUUUGGGGGAAG
This is a messenger RNA of Polychytrium aggregatum, 1385 nucleotides long. RefSeq lists its product as uncharacterized. The record is from RefSeq and is a predicted model, not a curated record. The transcript has 3 exons. NCBI's taxonomy places the organism in Eukaryota, Fungi, Chytridiomycota, Chytridiomycetes, Polychytriales. Bases 198 to 1364 code for a protein of 388 amino acids.